This is a messenger RNA of Eptesicus fuscus (big brown bat), 2091 nucleotides long. It is a transcript of the gene SLITRK1, whose product is annotated as SLIT and NTRK like family member 1. NCBI's taxonomy places the organism in Eukaryota, Metazoa, Chordata, Mammalia, Chiroptera, Vespertilionidae. Gene Ontology annotation, molecular function: protein binding. The record is from RefSeq and is a predicted model, not a curated record. The transcript has a single exon. Gene Ontology annotation, biological process: regulation of presynapse assembly; axonogenesis; positive regulation of synapse assembly. Bases 1 to 2091 code for a protein of 696 amino acids. Gene Ontology annotation, cellular component: glutamatergic synapse; GABA-ergic synapse; postsynaptic density membrane.
AUGCUGCUUUGGAUUCUGUUGCUGGAGACGUCUCUUUGUUUUGCCGCUGGAAACGUUACAGGGGACGUUUGCAAAGAGAAGAUCUGUUCCUGCAAUGAGAUAGAAGGGGACCUCCACGUAGACUGUGAAAAAAAGGGCUUCACAAGUCUGCAGCGUUUCACAGCCCCGACUUCCCAGUUUUACCAUCUAUUUCUGCAUGGCAAUUCCCUCACUCGACUUUUCCCUAAUGAGUUUGCUAACUUUUAUAAUGCGGUUAGUUUGCACAUGGAAAACAAUGGCUUGCAUGAAAUCGUUCCUGGGGCUUUUCUGGGGCUGCAGCUGGUGAAAAGGCUGCAUAUCAACAACAACAAGAUCAAGUCUUUUCGGAAGCAGACUUUUCUGGGGCUGGACGAUCUGGAAUACCUCCAGGCUGAUUUUAAUUUGCUGCGGGAUAUAGACCCGGGGGCCUUCCAAGACUUGAACAAGCUGGAGGUGCUCAUUUUAAACGACAAUCUCAUCAGCACCCUACCUGCCAACGUGUUCCAGUACGUGCCCAUCACCCACCUCGACCUCCGGGGAAACAGGCUGAAGACGCUGCCCUAUGAGGAGGUCUUGGAGCAAAUCCCUGGCAUUGCUGAGAUCCUGCUAGAGGAUAACCCGUGGGACUGCACCUGCGAUCUGCUCUCCCUGAAAGAAUGGCUCGAAAACAUUCCCAAAAAUGCCCUCAUCGGCCGAGUGGUCUGCGAAGCCCCCACCAGACUGCAGGGGAAAGACCUCAAUGAAACCACGGAACAGGACUUGUGUCCUUUGAAAAACAGAGUGGAUUCUAGUCUUCCGGCGCCUCCUGCCCAAGAAGAGACCUUCGCUCCUGGCCCCCUGCCAACUCCUUUCAAGACAAAUGGGCCAGAGGAUCAUGCCACCCCGGGCUCCGCUCCGAACGGAGGUACAAAGAUCCCAGGCAACUGGCAGAUCAAAAUCAGACCCACGGCAGCGAUAGCGACCGGCAGCGCCCGAAACAAACCCCCGGCCAAUGGCUUGCCCUGCCCCGGGGGCUGCAGCUGCGACCACGUCCCGGGGUCCGGGUUGAAGAUGAACUGCAACAACCGGAACGUGAGCAGCUUGGCUGAUUUGAAGCCCAAGUUGCCCAACGUGCAGGAGCUUUUCCUGCGAGAUAACAAGAUCCACAGCAUCCGCAAGUCGCACUUUGUGGAUUACAAGAACCUCAUUCUGUUGGACCUGGGCAACAAUAACAUCGCCACUGUAGAAAACAACACUUUCAAGAACCUUUUGGACCUCCGGUGGCUGUAUAUGGAUAGCAACUACCUGGACACCCUGUCCCGGGAGAAAUUUGCGGGGCUGCACAACCUCGAGUACUUGAACGUGGAGUACAACGCGAUCCAGCUCAUCCUCCCGGGCACCUUCCACGCCAUGCCCAAGCUGAGGAUCCUCAUCCUCAACAACAACUUGCUGAGGUCCCUCCCCGUGGACGUGUUCGCCGGGGUCUCGCUCUCCAAGCUCAGCCUGCACAACAAUUACUUCAUGUACCUCCCGGUGGCAGGGGUGCUGGACCAGCUAACUUCCAUCAUCCAGAUCGACCUGCACGGGAACCCGUGGGAGUGCUCCUGCACCCUCGUGCCUUUCAAGCAAUGGGCGGAGCGCCUGGGUUCCGAAGUGCUGAUGAGCGACCUCAAGUGCGAGACGCCGGUGAACUUCUUUCGGAAGGACGUCAUGCUGCUCUCCAACGACGAGGUCUGCCCGCAGCUGUACGCGAGGGUCUCGCCCACGCUCACUCCGCACAGUAGAAACAGCACCGGGCUGGCGGAGACCGGGACGCGCUCCAACUCCUACCUGGACACCAGCAGGGUGUCCAUCUCCGUGCUGGUCCCGGGGCUGCUGCUGGUGUUCGUCACCUCCGCCUUCACCGUGGUGGGCAUGCUCGUGUUUAUCCUGAGGAACCGCAAGCGGUCCAAGAGGAGAGACGCCAACUCCUCUGCGUCCGAAAUCAAUUCCCUGCAGACGGUCUGUGACUCUUCCUACUGGCACAACGGGCCUUACCACGCGGAUGGGGCGCACAGAGUGUACGACUGCGGCUCCCACUCGCUCUCAGACUAA